AGCUGCCCUCAUCUGCAGAGCCUGCAGUGUACAGGACGGAAGGCACUAGAAUUGAGCGAGUUUACCCAUCCACCGCAGGGCUAUCGACAUGUCGCUCUCGCCAGAAUCUCCCGUAUCAACCAACUGCCGUCCGAACUGCUCAUCAAAAUCUUCGAGAAAUGCAUAGAGCAUAUAGUCGGCAAUCUUACUUACCACGAGGCGGCGUCGAUGCUGGGGCCGGAAUACCCUUCGCUCGUCGUGUCGCACGUAUGCCGCCGCUGGCGGGAGAUCGCGCUCGACUGUCCAGGUCUGUGGCAGUGGUUCUCGAUACGGCCGUGUAAAAACAAGUCGCGUCAGCGACUCGCGUCCUUAUUUGCGGCGCGGGCGAGGGGAACGGGCCUCCACGUCCGAGCUGUAGGGGUCAAGGACGAAGAGAUCCGCGGCGAGCCCUGCGAUUGCGCCCUCGUCUUCAUCAUUCGACAAACUCCUGCGAUCGUGGAGCUCGAGCUCGACGAUCCCAGCGAGGACACCGCGCACUACCUAUGGGAAUUGACGUCACCCUCGCUCAAGCGCUUCGCCCUGACCAUCGGGUGGGUGCCUGCCGACCCGCGGGUCGUAGAACUGCUCUCGGUUACCUUCCUCACACGCGGUAUAGAGGAGUUGCACUGGGAGUCUGCCACUUUUAUGCCCGAGCUCGUCAAUUGGCGGAACCUGCGAUCCCUUACACUCGAGCGCGCCGACAUCGACCGCCCAACGUUCCUGCAUAUCGUGUCGAGCGCCCCGGAUUUGCGGCACCUUCAAAUCCGGGUAAUCAGCGCCUCGCUAGGUGGAAGCUUUGCGCAUACCGCCGCGACGUAUCGGCUGAACGCGUUGGAAGAGCUGGAGAUGCAUGGCUACGGGGAACAGGACGAGCUCUUCCGCGACCUGCACACCCCGCGUCUGCGACGCUUCAGUCUGGAGCGCGAUGAUAACCUCGGGAGCGAGGAUGCGGGUAGUCAAGGCUGGCCGUUCGGGAAUAUCACGGUUCUCCUUGACUUCCUGCGUCGCACACAGGGGAAUAUGGAGCGACUCGCACUGCGCGGUGGCCGAACCCUCGACGAAACUACCGUCCUGCGCAUCAUCGAGAUGCCGCAGAUGUCCGCGCUCAAGAUCCUACGCAUUCAAGGAGUCGAAGGAGAUGUAGGCGACGCCGUCUUCGCCAGACUAGGCCCAGAAGCACGGGACGACGCAGGCCGCGCACUGCUACCACGUCUCGAACGGCUUACACUUUUCACCUGUCGCACUACUGACGGCGUCAUAUCCCGGAUGAUGGAGUUCCGUCGCGAACAGGGAUAUCCCCUCGUCAUGCUCAGAGUGAAGUAUCCUUCGGGCGUCUACGGUCCUUCCCCGGUCGACCGUGCUGCCUUUGAGACGCUCAUUAAGCUGGAUCGAUGGAUUAGGUGGUAGCGGCGUUGGCGAAAUCGGGUGGCGAUUCUUCUCUGUAGGAGUUCUUGACCUCACCUCGCCCCGGUAUAGUGAUGUUUGUGGUCUUUCACGUUGACAUUCCUUUGCCUUCCUCGCCGGUUUAAUCAUUGCCUUUGUCUGUGUUUGUUGAAGGAACGGAAGCGUCUUGAAUUACCCCAAGGGAAAAAUCCUUCGUGUUUUUAUUGUUUGUGAACUCUUUAUCUGUCUUUCACGAAGCCUGUGUUUGUUUGAAUCGCGGUAUAUAUAGAGAG
Molecule: messenger RNA, 1694 nt
Organism: Schizophyllum commune H4-8
Lineage: Eukaryota; Fungi; Basidiomycota; Agaricomycetes; Agaricales; Schizophyllaceae
Exons: 4
Coding region: 208-1425 (405 amino acids)
Source: RefSeq, a predicted model, not a curated record